AUGGUGGUUUUGAUUUCAAGUGCAGUGAAAAUUUCCAGAAUAAACCUUAAAGACGGAAGCUUUCGUGUGAACCGGUUAAUACCCAAACCGGAAGUACAAUUUUUCUCAGGGUUUAGUGAGACGAAGAGGAAGAAGACAUGUGCAGUUUCGGUUAAGUGUUUAGCUGUGAAGAAAGAGCGAGUUGUUGAAAGCGUGGAGAGAGUUAAAGGAACAAUCUUUCCCAAGAAAGGAAUCAUGAGUGAAGGUAGAGAUGAAGAUGAGGAGUAUGGGAAGCUUCUUUGUCCAGGUUGUGGUAUUUUUAUGCAGGAUAAUGAUUCUGACUUGCCAGGGUAUUAUCAGAAGAGAAAAGUCGUUAUAAAGAGCUUAAAAGAUGUGUCUGAAGAUGAGCUUGAGGGGUUUGAAAUGGUUGAAGAUGAUGAUGAUGAGGAGGAGGAGGAUGUGGAUGAUGGUGAUGACAUCACAAAUGUAUUAGAGUCUGAAAGUGAAGAUGAGUUUGAUUGGGAAUCAAAUGAAUGGGAAGAGAAGGAAAAAGGAAACUCUGUUGAGCUUGAUGGUUUUGCUCCAGCUGGUGUUGGAUAUGGUAAUGUAACAGAGGAGAUGAUGGAGAAGAAGCGUGUUUCGAAAUCAGAGAGGAAGAAGUUAGCUAGAGAGGAAGCCAAGAAAGAGAAGGAUAAUGCUGAUGAUGUGACUGUAUGUGCUCGUUGCCAUUCUCUAAGAAACUACGGCCAAGUGAAAAACCAAGCUGCUGAGAAUCUCUUACCUGAUUUCGAUUUCGAUAGAAUGAUCUCAACUAGACUUAUAAAACCAAUGAGCAGAAACUCAAGCACUACUGUUGUAGUCAUGGUUGUUGAUUGUGUGGACUUUGAUGGUUCUUUCCCCAAACGAGCAGCGAACUCUUUGUUCAAGGCUCUUCAGAAGGCUGAGAAUGAUCCUAAAGUAGGCAAGAACCUACCAAAGCUGGUCCUUGUUGCAACGAAAGUAGACUUACUCCCAUCACAGAUUUCACCAGCUCGGUUAGACCGAUGGGUUCGCCACCGUGCCAAGGCAGGAGGAGCGCCUAAGCUGAGUGGUGUGUAUAUGGUUAGUGCUAGGAAAGAUCUUGGUAUCAAGAAUCUAUUGGCUUACAUCAAGGAGUUGGCUGGUCCUAGAGGCAACGUGUGGGUUAUUGGAGCUCAAAAUGCAGGGAAGUCUACUUUGAUUAAUGCAUUUUCCAAGAAAGAUGGUGCAAAGGUCACAAGGCUCACGGAGGCUCCGGUUCCUGGAACAACUCUUGGGAUAUUGAGAAUUGGUGGAGUGUUGUCUGCAAAGGCGAAGAUGUAUGAUACUCCUGGUCUUUUGCAUCCUUACAUUAUGUCUCUUAGAUUGAACUCAGAGGAGCGGAAGAUGGUGGAGAUUAGGAAGGAGCUUCAACCUCGGUCUUACAGAGUCAAGGCAGGACAGUCUGUUCACAUUGGUGGCCUGGUCAGGCUAGACCUCGUUAGUGCUUCCGUUGAAACAAUAUACAUAACAGUAUGGGCAUCACAUAGUGUAUCACUGCAUCUAGGAAAAACAGAAAACUCCGAAGAAAUACUCAACUCCCAUUCCGGUUUACGCUUGCAGCCACCAAUAGGAGAGAAGAGAGCGUCUGAAUUGGGAAACUGGGAAGAGAAGGAGAUUAAAGUGUCAGGAAGUAGCUGGGAGGUGAAAAGCAUUGACGUUGCAGUAGCUGGUCUUGGCUGGUUUUCACUUGGUCUCAAAGGUGAAGCAACAUUAGCAUUGUGGACUUACCAAGGGAUUGAUGUGACCUUGAGAGAACCAUUGGUUAUUGACAGAGCACCGUUUCUUGAACGGCCUGGCUUCUGGUUGCCGAAGGCCAUCACAGAAGCGCUUGGUACUUAUUCUAGUAAGCUUGAUGAUGCUCGUAGGAGGAAGAAGCAACAAGACAGCACUGAUUUUCUCUCUGAUGUGUAAGAAGAUCUAGUGCUUGUUACAAGUUACAGAUUAGCUUACAUCAGUGUAGUAGUCACCAUGGAAAUAAAAUUUUCGCUCUUCAUUCUUUUGAAAUCAAGUUCACAUUUUGGAUUUGUGGCUAUCUUAAAAGUAUGUUCAAAUCAUUCUAGAAGGCUAGAAGUUCAAACUUGAAUCUGAGAUUGUUUAUAGAAAUACUUAAAAAAGGGAGAAAAAUAGUAUGCUCCCUUAAUUUCAGAAUGUUCUGUUUUUUUUUUAAUAA
Molecule: messenger RNA, 2209 nt
Organism: Eruca vesicaria subsp. sativa (arugula)
Lineage: Eukaryota; Viridiplantae; Streptophyta; Magnoliopsida; Brassicales; Brassicaceae
Source: the annotation of a GenBank genome assembly